ACUACGAUCGUCCUACAGGAUUGAGAAAUACCAAUUAAUAUCUACCAUUGACGAAAGGCAAAAUAAAAUGAUGAAAAGAAGGAGAAGACGAUGAUAAUGAUAAUGUUAGGGGCAGUGCUUUUGGGAGUGGCGGCGGCGUGCUUGGUGGUGUUGGUUCCAAUGGGAAUGGCCGGAUGGCGUUUGAGCCGGAACGUCCUCUUUUUCAGCGGCGCCAUUUUCAUUACUAUGGCGGUUUGCGUCCAUUUGACUCCCUCUUUUUCCUCCGUUUCCGACUACGUUACCUCCGUUUCCUCCGUUGCCAUCAUCGAUCGCCGUUCUCCUUGCCUCGAUCUGGUUAGCCGCAUUUCCUGGGAGGUCACUCCAAACGCCUCUCUUAUCAAUUUCAAUGUCACCCAAAACCUCUCUUCCUCCUUCGAUUAUUACGAAAAACACUGGGAUUGGCCCAAAACUCAAAAGGUCAAGGCCUGCCGCAUUCGCAAAUUAUCUAAACACGACGCUUCCCGCCGGCUGAACGCUUCCUGGGUGGUGAUAGCCGGCGAUUCCCAAGCUCGAUUGUUCACCCUCUCUUUAUUAAACUUGAUUCUGGGUUCCGACCCCCAACGCAUGGAUUCUAUUAGAACCGCUCUGUUCAAGAGGCACAGUAAUUACAGCAUUUCAGUUAACGAAAUCGGCAUGAAACUGGAUUUCGUUUGGGCGCCAUAUGUUUCGAAUUUAACCCAUCUGAUGAUCGAUUUCAAGGCCAAAAAGAGUUACCCUUGUGUAUUGGUAAUGGGUGCUGGUCUAUGGCAUAUGCUUCACGUCAACAACGCGUCAGACUACGAAUCCGUUUUGCGGACGUUAAAAGGUUCCGUGGUCUCUUUAUUUCCAUUUUCAACCGAGUUAGCCUUUAAGUCACCCCAUUUGUUUUGGCUCGGGUUACCGGUGCUCAUCAAUGGGAUGUUGAAUACACAUGAUAAGAGGCAGCAGAUGAGUGAUGCAGUGUGGCAUGACUACGAUCGAUCGCUAACCGGAAGUAGGCUAUUGCGCCAAACUGGUGGCCCGCUGGAUUUGCUCGACAUCCCGUCUUUGACAUGGAAUUGUGGGGCGCAUUGUACAUAUGAUGGCAUGCAUUAUGAUAUAGCUAUCUACGAGGCAGCCGUUCAACUCAUGCUUAAUUUUAUUAUCAUAUCACGUCAGAGGCAUUGAAGGAAGCCGCCAACAGUUU
Molecule: messenger RNA, 1204 nt
Organism: Hibiscus syriacus
Lineage: Eukaryota; Viridiplantae; Streptophyta; Magnoliopsida; Malvales; Malvaceae
Exons: 1
Coding region: 91-1185 (364 amino acids)
Biological process (GO): carbohydrate metabolic process
Cellular component (GO): Golgi apparatus
Molecular function (GO): acetyltransferase activity
Source: RefSeq, a predicted model, not a curated record